AGGAGUCCUGGCAGGUGUUUAGGGGCAGCCAGUGCAGUGAGUGGGGGAACAGCAAGUUAGGCUGGCAAUGAAGGGACAUCUCUCCACUCUGGUGCUGUGGCUUCUUCUCCUCACAAUUCAGGACAUUGUAGGCGCUGAGGAGCUGAGGCUGGCGGAUGGAGGCAGCCCCUGUGCUGGGAGAGUGGAGGUUAAACACCAGGAUCUGUGGGGGACGGUGUGCAGUGAUUGCUGGGACAUGGCAGAUGCUGGGGUUAUCUGUAAGCAGUUGGGAUGUGGAUCUGCUGUCAGUGCCCAUCAUAAAGCUCAUUUUGGAGCAGGAGCUGGACCAAUUUGGCUUGAUGACGUUGCCUGUGCUGGUACCGAGUCUGCUCUUUGGCACUGCAGGAAUGAGGGAUGGGGUAAGAAUGACUGCGGGCAUGGAGAAGAUGCUGGAGUGAUCUGUUCAGGACACAUUAAGCCCCAGCUGGUUGGAGGAGACAGUGCCUGCUCAGGACGUGUGGAGAUAAAACAUGGAAACGCAUGGACCACAGUCUGUGAUGCACACUUUGAUCUCAAAGUUGCCAACGUUAUCUGUAAUGAAUUACAGUGUGGAAUAGCUGUAUCUACCCCAGGAGGAGGUCACUUUGGAGAAGGACAAGGGUUGAUCUUAACUGAAGAAUUCCAGUGUGUAGGGAAUGAGUCUCUCCUGUUCUCCUGUCCCAGGAUAUCAAAAGUGAAUCAGACAUGCUCACACACAAAUGAUGCUGGUGUCAUAUGCUCACGACUCCGGCUGGUGAAUGGCAGCACAGUGUGCUCAGGGAGGGUGGAGAUCCAGGUUCUUGGUGCCUGGGGAACCCUCUGUGACUCACGCUGGGAUUUACCAGACGCCAACGUUCUCUGUCGUCAGCUCGACUGCGGCUUCGCUGUAUCAGCCCCAGGAGGAGGAUAUUUUGGGAAGGGAACUGUCUCUGUCUGGACAGGCACAUUUCACUGCAAAGGGACUGAAACCCAUUUGGGCCAUUGUCCUGUUACUGCCCUGGGGGCCGCUCCGUGCUCACACGACAAUGAUGCCAGUGUGGUUUGCUCAGGUCAUUCUGAAUCACUCCGACUGCUGAAUGGAGAGAGCCGGUGCGACGGGAGAGUAGAGAUUUCCCUCCAGGGUGCGUGGGGCGGAGUGCUGGAUGACCAGUGGGACAUGAACGAUGCCAGUGUGGUGUGCAGGGAGCUCCAGUGUGGAGUUGCUGAGAAAGCUUAUAACCCCCCUAAGUCUGAGCGAGGAACGGGCCCUGUAGGGCUGAGAAGGGUCCAGUGUGCAGGAAAUGAGACUCAUCUGACUCUCUGUGACAACUCCACAUCUGAGGCAGCCCAGGCAGGAAUUGCUGAGGAUGUCGGCGUCGUUUGCUCAGGGAGCCGGCGGAUCAGACUGGUGAAUGGGGCAGGUCGCUGUGCCGGGAGAGUGGAGAUUUAUUACAAUGGCAGCUGGGGGACGGUCUGUGAUGAUUCCUGGGAUCUGUCAGACUCCAAUGUCGUUUGCAAACAACUGGGAUGUGGAAGCGCCAUCAAUGCAACUGUCUCUGCUCAUGACGGGCAAGGAUCUGGGCAAAUCUGGCUGGAUGAUGUGAACUGCUCUGGGAACGAAUCUAAUCUCUGGGACUGUCCUUCCGGGGGAUGGGGCCAGCACAACUGCAGACACAAAGAGGAUGCGGGAGUUCUCUGCUCAGAAUUCAUGGAUCUCAGACUGGUGGAUGGCAGUGACUGUGCUGGGCGACUGGAGGUUUUCUACAGUGGAACUUGGGGCAGUGUUUGCAACAGUCCUAUGGAUGCCGUCACCAUGGCACUUAUAUGCAAACACUUGGACUGUGGAGACAAAGGGACACUUUUGAAGAAAUUUACACAUCGAAGCGGCUCUGGCCCCACCUGGGUGGAUGAUGUUCGGUGCAAUAAGGAGCACAGCUCCCUUUGGCAAUGCCCAUCAGACCCUUGGAAACAACAAUCGUGUAACAGAGUAGAAGAAACCCAUAUUGAUUGUGAAGGAAGGAAAGGGAAACCACCUCAGACCCUGUUUGCCGAAUGCCCGGACUCUACAAACUGCACAGAUCAGGAGAAGUUACGUGUCGUGGGAGGAGAGGACGGAUGCUCGGGGAGAGUGGAGGUUUGGCACCGUGGCUCCUGGGGAACAGUUUGUGAUGACUCCUGGGACAUGGCGGAUGCUAAUGUUGUGUGUAAACAACUGGGCUGUGGAUCGGCUCUAUCUGCCCCAGGAGAGGCUGUAUUUGGUGAGGGGAUUGGUCCUAUCUGGGUGGAAAAGGUGAACUGCAGAGGGACAGAGUCAUCUCUCUGGGAUUGUUGUUCCAAGCCCUGGGGUGAAAGUAACUGUGACCAUAAGGAAGAUGCCGCUGUGAAUUGCUCAGGUGAGUGACAAGAGACUGAUAAUCAAGGUGGGCCAUUUCCAGCACGCCGCCCUCCAACCAACAGUGGGAGAGUCACGGUGCCCGUGGUUGUCUGCAUUAUCCUGGGGGCCCUGCUCUGCCUGGUCUUAAUUAUCCUGGGGGCGCAGGUGCGAAGUGCCAGGGCACAGUGCAGAGGUUCCAGAAGACCCUUGGAUCCCUUCUCUGAGGCCGUGUAUGAGGAGAUUGAUUAUAACCUGAGGAGAGAGAAGCAGGAGACGUUCAGUCGCUCAGCUUCCUAUUCAGAUGACUCAGUGACGAAGCUGCAGUAUUACACCGGGGACAGCGAGGGGGAAAAUGACCCUGGAUCAGAACAAUAGGGAGCUUCCCCAGGAGGGUCUCAGUUGGAUUACGAUAACGUGGAGGAGCCUGCCUUGAACGACAUCCCCCAGACUCCAGAUGGCCGAGAUGCCCCUGCCCUGCCUGGAGAUGUCCCAGGGGAUGGUUAUGAUGAUACCAGAGAAGCGUCUGACUCUGAAGGUGACCCUGCUUCAGGGCAGAAUGAUGAGCAAGGCACUUGGGCGAGUGACAGACACAGGGAUUCACAGACAGGUGGGAGUCCGCACUCGCUAAGGAGUGAAGUUGUCUCUGGGAUGGACAGGGAAACCCCAUUCCCGCUUCCUGGAGACACAGGUUAUGAUGAUGUGGAACAUGGUGACUCUGGGGGAUCGAUAUCAGAAUGAUUUGAUUGGGAAAAAAAUAACCUUGUGAUGAUAUAAAUGCUUUGCCUUUUUCCUCUCAGAAAUGCUCUCUCCGCUAUGAUGGCCUAGAGAGAGUCCCUGCCUGGUAGACAGACAAAGCAGGUCUUUUAAUAAGAUUUGUGUGAAGCUGCAGGAAAUACUAGUGGGAGUUGGAAAAGGUUCAUAAACUUUCUUUGUAUAAUUUUCCAUUGUUUGAAGGGGGUGGAAGUUUCCUGCUUUUUUAUGCCUAUAAUUUCUUCAUCUUGAAUUUUGCCUUUUUCAUAUUAAAUCCUUUCUGAAAC
Molecule: messenger RNA, 3408 nt
Organism: Dermochelys coriacea (leatherback sea turtle)
Lineage: Eukaryota; Metazoa; Chordata; Testudines; Dermochelyidae
Product: scavenger receptor cysteine-rich type 1 protein M130-like
Exons: 16
Cellular component (GO): membrane
Source: RefSeq, a predicted model, not a curated record